CCGAUCGCGAAUAUUCCUCGAGCCCUUGCUACACGUUUCCUUUUAUUCCGAUGAUGCGCCACUGACAAGCGUUAUGACUCCGUCCAAGCGACCAGCAGCAUGCAUGGCGUACCUGGAGGAAUCCUUCGGUGAUUUAUUCUCUUUUGGGUUACAAUGUCAUCAGGACUUGAAGAGCGACAUAGCAUGGUGGUCUAGGUAACAGUUUUUGGGCUGCAUCCUGAGCUGCGAUAAAUCUACUAUAAAUUCAGGAGAAGCUGCAAUAUUAUACCAAAAUCUCUUCAGUUCAAUCCAACAUUUAAUUUCACUCCAAUAACCCUGCUUCUCAAAUUCAGUUUACACAACUUUAACAUGUCUCGUUACGCCUCUCUCUACACCAGCCCCCAAGGUCCAGGUGACAGCCGACCAACUGCUCUACAGGUAGUGCAGGAUGAGCAGAUGCAGAACGAACUCAUUGGAAAGACAGCAGUCAUCACUGGCGUGUCAUCCGGUAUCGGCAUAGAAACCGCACGGGCGCUUGCUGCUACAGGCAUUAAGCUCUUCCUUACUGCCCGAAACCUUGAUAAAGCCAAGGAAGCUCUCGCUGAUUUCUGGAACCCGGAUCAGAUGGAGCUUGUACAACUUGAGCUGAGCUCUAUGGAUAGUGUUCGAGCUGCCGCAAAGACAAUCCUUUCUAAGACCGACGAGCUCAGUAUCUUCAUCGCCAACGCUGGUGUCAUGGCCGUCCCAGAGCUCACGACGACUGCCGAUGGCUUUGAAGAGCAGUUUGCUACGAACCACUUAUCUCACUUCCUCUUAUUUGAGCUCCUCAAACCUAGUCUUCUCAAAGCGUCAACUGAGAAAUUCCAGUCUCGGGUCGUUGUCGUCUCAGCUACUGCUCAUCGCAUGCAAGGCAUACCCGCUUCGAACGACUACAAUUAUGAGACCAGUGGUGCCUCAGCUUAUACACCCUGGGAAGCAUACGCCCGAUCCAAGACCGCCAAUACCUACAUGGCCAAUGAGAUUGAACGUCGAUAUGGCUACAGGGGCAUCCAUGCGACUAGUGUUGCCCCAGGACUGGUUGCCUCCAAUAUUGGUCGUCAUAUUCCCCAGGAAGUGAUGGCAGGGGUUAUUGGUGACAAAAUGCAUGAGGUUCAGAGCCUCGAGCAAGCGGCUGCAAGUACUCUGGUCGCUGCCGUGGGCAGAGAAUGGGAAGGAAGAGGAGGUGUUUACAUCACCAACUGUAGUGCUGCCGAACGGGGCGAAGAUGACGGUGUUUCGACUUCGUACACGUAUGUUUCUCACACUUACAACCCCAAGGAUGAGCAGAGACUGUGGAAUGACUCUCUAAAGAUGGUGGAGAAGUGGAACAACUAUAGCACAGAAGACAUUUGACGAUGAAAAGGUCGGAUGGGUUUGCGGAUCAGCUGUAUACAGAUCACCAACCAGCUCUACAAUUUUCUUGGCUUCAAUUUAUAUUUGGUUCGCAACUUCACAUCAUAUCAUACGGACACGGAUACAGGAGAGAUCAUCACAUCCAGGAAUUCUUACGAUUCGUCAGGUGUUCUUAGCUCCAAGUCAGUCCCGUUAUGUUCCAGCAUUGCAAUUGCUGUAUCAUGCAAUAGGUUUCAUAAAUGUGAUGUUGAAAAUUGGAAAAGAAUUUUCAUGGGAUAGCCUCAUAUCCAGCGCUUUUGGGCAAAAACAAAGGAAACAUCAUCGGCCUCCAUAUUCCUCUCUGUCAUGUGAAGACCCAAUGCAUCAAACAUCGGUCAAAGAUAUGAAGGGAGUCAGUCAGUAAAAGGGUUCCAAAAAUUCCCAUACCAGGCGCACCCAGUAUGGAGUUGGUCGCUUUAAUGAAAGAAUAAGAAAUUUUCAAUAAGCAUAAUUCCUCUCUCAGCUUAUUGCUUCACAGAGCAG
This is a messenger RNA of Fusarium odoratissimum NRRL 54006, 1893 nucleotides long. RefSeq lists its product as uncharacterized. The record is from RefSeq and is a predicted model, not a curated record. Bases 349 to 1371 code for a protein of 340 amino acids. The transcript has a single exon. NCBI's taxonomy places the organism in Eukaryota, Fungi, Ascomycota, Sordariomycetes, Hypocreales, Nectriaceae.